This is a messenger RNA of Aspergillus campestris IBT 28561, 1371 nucleotides long. Its product is annotated as thermophilic desulfurizing enzyme family protein. The coding region runs from base 1 to 1311 and encodes 436 amino acids. The transcript has 3 exons. Lineage: Eukaryota; Fungi; Ascomycota; Eurotiomycetes; Eurotiales; Aspergillaceae. Gene Ontology annotation, biological process: L-leucine catabolic process. Gene Ontology annotation, molecular function: flavin adenine dinucleotide binding; 3-methylbutanoyl-CoA dehydrogenase activity. The record is from RefSeq and is a predicted model, not a curated record.
AUGGCAAUUGCAAACCCUACCACAAACCCCGCCCCGUCGUCUUCGGACCCUUCGGUUUACCAGGCCAACUUUGAGGCUUUCGAUGCAGAAGGCCAGCCGAAGACAUCCACCGGUUGGCUGGACAGGGCGCGCAAGGUCUCUGAGAUCCUUGCCCCCGAUGCCGCUGCUCGGAGUAAAGAGCAGAAGAUCCCACGGGCUGAAGUCGCUCUGCUCAAAAGCGCAGGGCUGCUCAAGGUUCUGGGAGAUGUCAAGUAUGGCGGUGGCGGGCAGAGCUGGGAAAUUGGAUAUAAAGUAAUCCGAGAGGUUGCUGCGGGUGAUGGGUCUAUCGGUAUGUUGCUGGGCUAUCACCUGCUGUGGUCGACCACGGCGCGCAUUGUUGGCACCAAGGAACAGCAAGAGCGUACGGAGAAGCUCAUCCUCGAGAACAAUUACUUCAUUGGGGGCGCGGUGAACCCUCGCGAUAACGACAGUCGCGUCACGCAGGCGCCAUCUGGCGAUGGUCUCGUCUUCAACGGCUUCAAGAAUUUUAACACGGGUGGCGUCAUAUCAGAUCUCACAGUACUAGAAGGAAUCUAUGAAGACACAGACGGCCACAUCUUCGCCUUGGUCCAGACCAACCAGCCUGGAAUCAUCUUCUCGCACAACUGGAACAACAUCGGACUCCGCCUUACGGAAUCCGGUUCCGUCAAGAUCGACAACGUCCCUAUCCCGUGGGAAGACGCAUUGGGAUGGUCAAAGGAGACCAAGGCUCCGAUAGCCGAGGUUCUGGGCAUCCAAUUUCCCACCUUGCUCCUACCGACCAUCCAGCUGAUGUUUGCCAACUUCUAUAUUGGAAUCGCUCAAGGGGCGCUCCGGACGGCGCGACACUAUACAUCAACUCAGACCCGUCCCUGGCCGUUUGCCCAUGACCCGAAGCAGAGCGCCGCAGACGAGCACUAUGUCCUGGCGCGCUAUGGGAGAUUCUUUGCGUCCCUUCGGGCAGCAGAUGCGCUGGCUGACCGAGCUGGUCAAGAGCUAGCCGCCCUGUACAGAGAUCACGGCGACAAGCGAGACAUAACAGCGCGGCAGCGUGGAGAAGUUGCCGAAUGGGUCGUGAGUGUCAAGAUUGUCGCGACACACACCGCGCUGGAUGUAACCAGUGGUGUGUUCGAGGUGACCGGAGCGAGGUCGACAGCGGAAAAGUACGGCCUGGACCGGUUUUGGAGAGAUGUACGGACGCACACUUUGCACGACCCGGUGGCUUACAAGGAGUCGGAGCAGGGCCGUUUCUUCCUGCUGGAUGAGAUCCCGUCCCCAACCUGGUAUACCUAGGGGUCUGUGGUAGCAGCGUCCCGGGAUCUGGGAGUAUGUGGUAGUAGCAUGAUAUGACGC